Branchiostoma belcheri (Belcher's lancelet) is the source of this 1870-nucleotide messenger RNA. Its product is annotated as transmembrane protein 18-like. The record is from RefSeq and is a predicted model, not a curated record. Lineage: Eukaryota; Metazoa; Chordata; Leptocardii; Amphioxiformes; Branchiostomatidae. The transcript has 5 exons. Bases 34 to 558 code for a protein of 174 amino acids. Gene Ontology annotation, cellular component: nuclear membrane.
AUUAUCUGCCAGGUUGUGUAACCACACGACAAGAUGGCGGAAACCGGGAAGGUGUUGUUUCGUGAGGCGUGGUUACAAAACAACUUCCCGGACUCCGUAAGAACCGACGCGAUCACCGGCGUCUGGGACUUCUUAAACGCGAUUGAUUGGAGCGAACCAUGGCUGAUUGGACUACAGGUGUUCCACGCCUUCUGUUUCGUCUUGACUUUCCUGACAAGAAAGCACAUCAACCUGCAAUGUGCCCACUUCUGUAUUCUCUUGCUUCUUGCAUAUUCUGCACAAUACAUCAAUGAAUGGGCAUCAACCAAUUACAAGCUUUUCUCCAAGCUGCAGUACUUUGACAGCAGCGGGCUGUUCAUCUCCCUGGUGCUGUCCCUGCCACUGUUGCUCAACUGUCUCAUCAUUGUGAUCAUGUGGUUUUCUGCAUCCUGGGACUUGAUGAUCAAGGUCAAGAGGUCAAAGAUCAGGUCACAAAUCAGAGAAGCAAGAAACAGCAAAAAAUCCCCUGGAAGCAAGGAGCAGGAGAAGGGUGGUGUGGAAGACAAGAAGAAAGACUGAAGAGUGCCUGUUUUAGGAUGAUGAGAACAACACACUUGUCAGAGUAAACCCUAAAGGCUAGGGUGUGAGACAAGUCGCUGUUGUCCAAACAAUGGAUGUUUGAUAGGGUCCUUACUCACAUGCUUACAGCUACAUGUACAUGGGCAGUUUAAUAUAAUUGUCUGCCACUGUCCCCCUUUCCUCUGGGUUUCCUGUUGACAAGUGCACAAAAUAUAAUGCUUAUACCAGCCUACGGAAGUCCUGGUGAAAGGUGUUAUAGAACCAUUUGCAAUCCAUUUAAAAUAUCAAUAUUGGUGAAGUUUGAUACGAAACAUUUGGGAAUUUGCCUGUGACAAAACGUUUAGAUGUCUGCUUUUUCCUUCCAAUUUGACACAUGUCCUUGUGUAUAAUUUGUUUAACUAGUGCCCCAUAGUAUAAUGCAUAGACAUUGAUUUUGAUGUAUGAAAUUAUUGUAUAUGGUUUGUUUUACCUUGCAUUAUAGACAGUAUGCCUUUUUUAUUUAUGGACAUUCUUUGUCAUUGUCCUUUCUAAAACUUAACUGUAUGUUGUGUAGGAAAUUUCAGUUCAACCCCGGAACUUUAAAUGAAGGAGCUGCACAUGUAUUAAGAAAAUCAGCCUUGGAGUUUGUCGGCUAUUCCAAAUAUGUCCCAGGGGAGGCAGAAGUUGUGAGUUGGUCAAGGAUAAUUUUGGAAACUGUGACCACCCCUUGGAACAGCUUUGAAGGAUCCAAAGUGUUUGCUGCUCCCAGCUGUGUUGCAAUGCAUGAUGGGAGUUUCCUAGGAUUGUAGUGACAACAAAGCUAUGAUUAGUAUUAAAUGGGUGUGCCUUUGUCUAUGUAAUAAACCUCAAGCCAAAAAAAUGAACCUCCUGAAACAUAACCAUGACACUAUACAUGCUUGUAGUUUUAAACUUUGUGGUUGCAUGACGAUUGUCUGGCAAGACGACAAGGGCCCAAGGGUUGCACACAGUCUCUGACAAAUGUUAACAUUCAUUGCAGCAACUGGUCAAGACUAGUAAAGAUAAACAGCUAAGAAAACAGGAGCUUUUUUUAAGGUGGUAAGGGUAUGGUUUCAGCAUUAAUGGGCACUGAUUAUGUAGUAAUCCAAAGUGAAACUAAAAGUAACUUUUGUAAGACCUUAGUAAACUUAAAAGAAAAGCUUUGCUUAUGUAUGUUAAAAACAUUUCUGUGCAAGCUAGUUAUGAAUGCCAAAAAGGAUUUUGGAUGUCUCUGUUUAUUUGUAUGUUGAAAUGUGAGAAAGUUUUACAUAGUGCAACACUACAUGUUUAUGAAGGUAAAGUACAUGUAUGUGAC